Molecule: messenger RNA, 4076 nt
Organism: Astyanax mexicanus (Mexican tetra)
Lineage: Eukaryota; Metazoa; Chordata; Actinopteri; Characiformes; Acestrorhamphidae
Gene: pdpn
Exons: 5
Coding region: 340-990 (216 amino acids)
Source: RefSeq, a predicted model, not a curated record
ACACACACACACUCACAGAGUCUCCCUUACACACACUCUCUCCCUCACUUCAGCUUUCUUUCCUGUGUCUGGCUGAGUUUAGUUGACUGGGAGCUGGUGCUGCUGCUGCUGCUGCUGCUGCUGCUGAUUCAACGCUUUACUCUCUAUUCAACUGUUUGAGUUUCAGCAGUCAGAAAAGUGUGUGUGUGUGUGUUAGUAGUUUGUAAGAGUGUGUGAGAGAGUGUGAGUAAGUGUGUGUGUGAGUUUGAGGUAGGCUGAACUUAUUAGAGCGACUCCAGACAGCUGUUUGAGAAGCUCCACACUUUCCACUGAGUUUCAUUCAAAGGAACUGAAGACAUCAUGAAGUUCGAGCUGCUGCUGCUGUUCGCCCUGAUCGGGCCCUUCUGUACCAUCACACACGCAAGUACUCUGGUGGUGCCUACUGAAGCAGAUCUGGCCGGUGUGACGGAAGCGCCCGCGGAAACUAACAAUGCUACUGAGCCAGCAAAGGUGGAAGAAGUGACGGAAGUUCCAGAGAAACCUGUGACUGAAGCAACAGCAGCACCAUCUACCGAAGCUCCUGUAGUGGAAACAGAGGAACCUGCACCUGAGACAGAAGCUACAGCAGCGCCCACAGCAGCAGAGCAGGAGGAGCAGUUCACCACACAAGCUGCUGAAGUUGAAGCUGCUGCUACUGAGCCUACUGAGGUGACCAGCGUGGACGAGGCAGAGACAACAGGGCCAGCGGUAGAAGCAGAUCAGGCUAAAGAAACAGAGGUGGAACUGGAGGAAUCAGGUUUGUCUACAGGUCACGUGGUGGGCAUUGUGAUUGGUGCGUUGGUUGCCGUGGUCAUCAUCAUUGCAGUGAUCGUAGUGAUCGUCAGGAGGAUGGGCCAAUACUCGCCUGCAAAGAAACGAAAGCCUCAGAAACAGGACAGCAUCCUGAUCUCCUCCCUGAGAAGGAAGGCAGCGCGACAGGAAGAGAAGAAGAAAAAGUUCUGGAAAGUCUGAACUACUGAACUGAUGUCACUUCCUGUAAUUAAACAAAGAAAAAAAAGCAAGCUAGGAGCACUCUUAACCAUCCAGGACAAUGAGGACGGUGUACUCCUCACGCUCCUCCCACACCCCAAAAACCCCACCCCCAAUCCCAACCCCCAACAUCCAACCUCCUAUCCUAAAGCCAUCAUUGAUAUGGAUGUUCUUUCUACCCAACCCCCCCCCAUUUCCUACCUACCCCAACACCCCCCCCACCCCAUUGUACUCACCUCCCCAGUGCUCCAUCAAAACCACGCCAAAACCACCCCGCCUACUGCCACCAAAGAUUGAAGAAGUCAGAUUGACUUUGUGUUUGAUUAAAGCACAGUAAUGUAAAUGUUAAAAAGGGAAGGAUAAAUGGAAUAAAUAAAAUAUGAAUAUGAAUAUAUGAAUGUGCAGACACAGAUCACUUCAGAUCACUGGGUCUGGGUAGAAGUUCUAUUAAACAAUAUUAACAAAAAUAAUCGAACAAUACAAAAUAAAAUCAUCAUUUUCUUAAAAUAUCUCAUAAAAUUUUGCAGAAAUUUACAGAAAAACAACAGAAAUACAGACAUUUCCGUUUUUGUACCAAAUAAUUUUAAACAGUAUUGAAUCAGUUGUGAUUUACAUUUAUUAAUGGGCCAAUUCACAUUAAAUUCACAGUAAAGGGUACCACUUUAAAAUAAGACUACCUUUAUAAACUGUUUAUAAAUGGUUUACAAUUAGUUUAUUAAUGACUACUAAUUAGGUUGUAAAUGCCUUAAAAAAACAUUAAUAAUCAGUUAUAACACAUACACAGCCAUCUAUAUUGUUGCCCUUUUUACAUAUGUGUUACGACUGAUUAUUAAUGAUUUUUAAGGCAUUUACAACCUAAUUAGUAAUAAUUAAUAAACUAAUUGUAAACCAUUUAUAAACCCUUUUUAAAGGUAGUCUUAUUUUAAAGUGGUACUCAAAAAAGUUAUCAUUUUUUAUAUUUUAAGAGGUAUCGUUACAAAAUGCCACAGAACUCUGCUUUCAUCAUCUUCCAUAGGCCAUUAAUUUCAUCUGAUAGUCUGUAAAUCAAAAUCAAAUCAAUCAAAAAUCUAAAGCGAAUUGUUUCAUCAUUUGUUACAUUGUAUACUAGCUUAUAUUUAGUCUGUUUAGUUUUGGUUUCACGGUACACGGUACACUUUAAAAUAAGACUACCUUUAUAAAGGGUUUAUAAAUGGUUUACAAUUGGUUUAUAAAUGGUCACCAAUUAGGCUGUAAAUGCCUUAAAAAUGAUCAUUAAUAAUCAGUUAUAACACAUGACCUUUUGUUUGCCAAAUAGUGAACCCACAGCCAUCUAUAUUGAUUGUUGCCCUUUCUACGUGUUCUAUAAGUUAUAACUGAUUAUUAAUGAUUUUUAAGGCAUUUACAACAUAAUUAGUAACCAUUAAUAACUAAUCAUAAACCAUUUAUAAACCCUUUAUAAAGGUAGCCUUAUUUUAAAGUGGUACCGGUUUCACACUGCAGUUUUACUACUUUACUUACUUUACAUCCUGCCUUCCUCACCUACUCUAUGUGGGUGGAGUCUUCUCCCUAUACUUGACACUGAUUGGCUUGUAGAAGGGCGUAGAAUCUAACGUCUAAAGCAUGUAUUCAAUUUAGCAAAGUUGUCUUUGUAGGUGUUUUUUUCCGUUUGGAUUGCUUUUAUUUCUCUUUAUAAAUAAGGGUUAAUCUACAGUUACAGUAGAUACAGUCAAGUCAGGUUUCAGCACAACUCUGGUUAUUCAUCAUCUUCUAUUGUUUAAUUGGUCCAAAAUGAGUCUAAACUGUUUUAAAAAGUGAUGUUACACUACAGAGGAAGCAAAUCAAGGUUAAAUCAGGUUAACUAAAACUGCUAUUUUAUCUUAUUAAGGCUCUUUUACACCAAAUAUGAUUUUUACGAAUAGAAAAAUGAACGCCAUGUUUAAUGCAAUGGAACCUUCACACUACAUUGUAUGCAAAUUUUGCCUUUGAGCAAAUGUUUAAAUGAGGCUAAAAACUCUAUAACUCCAUGACAUUGUAAAUGUCCACUCUUUCUGUUUCUCUGCUUCCUGUCCACUUCUGCUCUUAUUGAUUUCCUCCUCCACUCAAGUGCUUUAUUAGCAAGGUUAUAUAUAUAUUUAUAGUUCACUCCUUUGUGGAACAUGAACAAAAGCAAACUUAAAACAGCUUAAAAAAAUAUUUUUAAACGUCUCAGGCCAUCAUUCUCCAAUGUAAAAAGGCUUUUAGACAUCACUUAUAUCUUAUAUAUUGUACCUAAUUGCAGUUCUAAGGCUCUAUCACACACCCUAUGCAAGGUGCGUUAGGAUGCUCAUUGCUAUGUUACACCCCUUAAACAGUCUAUUUUCACGCCUUGCACCCGUGACGUUAAAAUAGUUUAGGAAAAAGAGUUUAGGAAUAAAUCUACACUGAUGGGUGUGGUGGUCUGGAAGUGAGGUGUGUUCAGGUACAUUUCUGGGUAACACAGGUGCGCCACUGAUUGAUUAAAACCCUGACAACAGUCAACAAUCAAACAGUUGUCCAAUCCUAUCUUAGCCUUGUAGGAGCUUUUACAUCGACAAUAAACAGAAUAAAGAAUAAAAUAUCAUUACUGUUCCCUUAUAAAUGAGCUACUGGCGUAUCUUCACAGUGUGAACACUGAGAUGCGCAAAAGCGUCAUGCUGUUAAGAUACCAACGUGCCAAAGUCAGAGCUCACCCGGCUCUUAAAGGGAAUGACUACUGGCACACUGAUUGGUUUAAUUCACAUUACACCCAAAACCCGCCUAUGAUUAUUGAAGAUAGUUAGUUUCACGCCUUUUGGAUUUUUAUUUUUGGUGCCCUUACAAUAUUUUUUAUUUAAUUUACAGCAUUUUAUCUGACACUUUUAUCCAGAGUGACUUACAAGGUUAUGUCUAUGACAGAGGUGGCAUAGUCACCAGAGCAGGAAUUGAACCGCAGUCUCCCACAUGAUGAGGUAGCUCACUGGCAGGUAGUGGUGUUAUCCACUGCGCCACACCAAUCACGAGACCAAAGUAACUCAGACAUGCCCUAAAUCCAGCUAUAUAUAUAUAUAUAUAUAUAUAUAUAUAUAUAUAUA